This is a messenger RNA of Saitoella complicata NRRL Y-17804, 2145 nucleotides long. RefSeq lists its product as uncharacterized. NCBI's taxonomy places the organism in Eukaryota, Fungi, Ascomycota, Saitoellomycetes, Saitoellales, Saitoellaceae. Gene Ontology annotation, molecular function: phosphatidylinositol-4,5-bisphosphate binding. The record is from RefSeq and is a predicted model, not a curated record. Gene Ontology annotation, biological process: exocytosis. The transcript has 4 exons. Bases 115 to 1782 code for a protein of 555 amino acids. Gene Ontology annotation, cellular component: exocyst.
UGUCGUCGUUCGAACGAAGGCUGGGUGGUUUGGAAACGACCAUCAGACCGCUCUCAAACAGGCUGCAGUCGUUGACAAAAACAACAGACAGUAAGUCUCUAUCAUGAUCUGCCAAUGGCCACUGUUCACAGGAAUCCAGACAUCGAUUCAACCUUACGAGCAAUUGAAGACACGCGUAAGUGGUUCGAUGUUGUCUCCAAAGAAGAGCAAAUCAUCAAGCGAGGGCCCGGACAGAACGUCUCCAUUUAUAUGGCAUCCGUGCGUCGCCUAAGCGAUAGUUUGUCAAUGCUAAAACGCCAGAACUUUCGCAGUACAGACAAGACCAUUAGACAGAUGGAACAGCUUCUCAAACUUGCCAUGCUUCAGCUGAAUGAUACCUAUAAACGCACACUAGCAGAAGCAUCUACGCCAAUACAACCCCUGAAUUACAUCACGAAGGGCAUGCCUUUUCCAGAACUAGCGCCUGACAAGUUGGCGUUGAUCUGCUCGCUUUCUCAAAGCCUCACAGUACAUGUACCCUCAGUCGACACAGGCGUCGUAGUGGACCCGGUUGCCACGUAUGUUGAAGUAAGGGGAGGUUACAUAACAACCUCUCUGUCUUCGUUGAACCAGGCAAGCGUGAGUACAACACUGAAGAGAACAAAUGCUCCGUAUACCAAGGGAACAAAUGGAAUCGCAAUCUACACAGGUGCUAUCAUUGCGAUGCUGGAGACUGAAUAUACCCUUGCUUCGAAAGUCUUCGACGACUCUUUCUUUCUUGUAGCUUUCAAGCGAACAGUGGAACCCGCUUUGUCAGCUUAUAUUCAAUGCAUCCGGGAACUCGACAAUCAUGUUCGUCAGCAUGUGGAAACUUUUGCUUUUCUUGGGUUCGAGCUCCUUGAGGAAGUGUCCAAGGCAAGCACGAAGCUUGGAUCUACUUUACUGGGCAACACGGAACUGCUUGGCCUUAAGGAAUCGUCGAAAAAGACAGUUACAUCCGUCGUUAUCAACUUCUACGAGGGAGUUAAGGUUAAAGCUGAUGCUAUCGUCAUGUUGUCCGAAAAUGGAACUGCAUCGGAACUUGCGGCGGAGACCAUGGAUCGGUUACGUGUCUUUGUUCUUGAUUACGACCUUUCAUUUGCAACGGUGUUGAUGUCACUAGAAAAUGCUCCAUGGCAGAAUAUGGCUUCAAGAGUCGCCGAUCCAAACUCCGCGUUGUCUUCUUUCUGCAACGAAGUGGUCGACAGUCUCGUGACUCGGCUUGAGAGCAGGGCUCGUUUAUAUUACAAGCGAACCGCACAGACAGCCAUCUUCAUGCUGAACACCAUUGCGCUUAUUAGGCAGAAGCUGGAUUCCUUCAGCUCAUCAGCGAAAGAGCUGACGACUCAAACACUUGACAGAAUACAAAAGCGUGCAUCAGACCUUUAUCUGGAAAGCUGGAGAUCAUGCACUGACGCAUUAUUUGACACUACUCAUAUAUCUAAAGGGGGCUUGGGCGGUUCCGUCCGAAAUUCGAUGGGUUCAAAAGAACGGGAUAAAGUCAAGGAGCACUUCCGGAACUUCAACGCCGAGUUCGAAGAGAUCGUACGAACGAAUAAGGGGAUGGUAGUACCGGACGCCGCAAUGCGAGGUACGAUCGUGCGAGACGUCAGCAAGGUUGUCAUACCACUCUAUACUCGUUUCCACGACAAAUAUGCCGACACUGAUUUCACGAAACACAAGGAAAAGUAUAUCAAAUACAGUAAACCGGAUAUCGAAACGAUUCUUGCCCAGUUUUUUACAAACAAGCAUCCUGUAUUGUAGUGAAAUUAGAAACACAGUUCUUCAUACGGCGGUAGCAGCUGCAGCUUUCAGGCACAAAUGCACCAACUGGAAUUAUUGGGUGCGACGGCGGAACGGCUGUAAAGUGGGCAGACAGCAAGGCAGCAAACAGAAGUCAUGUCGCAGAAGAUCGGAAGGACCGCGCUCGCCUACGCCAGAACCUGGCAUCAUGUUGACGCUACAAACCGUGUUCUCGGACGUCUCGCUACCAGCAUCGCAAUAACCCUUAUGGGCAAGCACAAGCCGAUUUUCGACCAAUCAGCAGAUUGUGGUGAUUACGUCGUCGUCACCAACGCUGAUCAGUUUAUCGUUACUGGGCGCAAGAAGGAGCUCAAGGUUUACCGU